GGUGAAAAAAGGAAAUCUAAGGGGGGAAGUGAGGCAGGGGUACUUCCUUGUAAACACCAUCCUCUCUGAUCGUAUUAUUGUGCGCAAUGACCAAUUCAAAACAAUACACCGUUUGCUGAAUCUUUAUUUUCGAGAGGAUAGGUUGAAGUCUAUUCUGUGCUUUUUAUUACAACUCAGUUUGCACUAUGCUUCAGCUAAACGACACGGUUGAACCAAUGAGUCCGGGGGCUGCGGUCCUUCAUCCGGCAGAGGCAGAGGAUGGAGUCGAGGUUGCCUUCACACCGCCGGGGGCCAGAGGGAGCCUUGGGUAUAGUUCUUCUGUAGCAUGUUGCUCCCCCUUACAAACGUUGACGCCGUUUCAUGUCCACAACCCAACAAUGCAAGCGAAAGUGAAGGAUUAUUUCGUCUUUAGGCCAGGGACCAUUGAACGAGCAGUGAAUGACAUCAGAACAGUGGGCCUGCCUUCAGAGGAUGGAGAAGUGCUGAGUGUGUGGCUGCUUGCAGAAGUUGACCACUGGAACAACGAGAAGGAGAGACUGGUGCUCAUAACUGACAGGUCCCUGCUGGUUUGCAAGUAUGACUUCAUCAACCUGCUGUGUCAGCAGGUCAUCAGAAUCUCCCUUAAUGCCGUGGACACCAUCUCAGUGGGCGAGUUUGAGUUCCCGCCCAAAUCACUCAACAAGAGGGAGGGCUAUGGGAUUCGGGUUCAGUGGGACAAACGCCCACGCCCCUCCUUCGUGAACCGCUGGAAUCCCUGGUCCACAGACAUGCCCUAUGUCACCUUCACUGAGCACCCCAUGGCCCGUGCCGACGAGAAAGUGGCCUCUCUCUGCCAGAUGGACAUCUUCCGGACCCAGCUGGUUCAGGCAGUGAAGAAGGCCCACAAGGAGUUUGCCAUUCCGGGCAGGGCCAACGGAGUUCUGAUCCUAGAGAGGCCCCUCCUCAUCGAGACCUACCUGGGCAUCAUGUCCUUCAUCAACAAUGAGGCCAAGCUGGGCUACUCCAUGACUAGGGGAAAGAUUGGCUUCUAAAUGUUUCCCACUGAGUGACCCUCUUAUUCCACAGCAGUGGGAGCACUGUCAAACUGUGUGUUUUAUGAGUGUGUGUCUGUCUGCUCGUGGAAUGCUGACAAUGUGGCUGUGUCAUACCCAACGCUUGAGUAUAACCGGCGGGCAGCCAUGGUCGGCAGCAAGCCUGAGUUCUCUCCACUCCUGCCACAGUGCUCUCAUGCAAAGUUGUUUUCCAUUUGCCAUAAUUAUUUAACCCCCGAGUGGAGAGACCUACUGUAUGUGAAUUUGGUGUGUUUGUGCGAUUAGGGAAUGUCGCUAAUUGUGGGUACAGUGCAUACUGUUUACCUUGUCAUUGUGAAAAUACUGUAAUACACACCUGAUGCUGCUAGGUGAACCUGACUUAGAGCCUUUGGAAGUUAAUAUUAUCGUGGGCCUUUUGUGCCGUACGAGGGCAUGGUUAGGUGCUUUAACUCUAGGUAUAAGAGUGGGCUUUAUCAGCGGUCGUUAUUACAGAAACUAAUGCAAUGAGCUUUGCCUGAUCAAGCGGUCUACCCAUUAUUUUCAACCUGAGACGCCUUGCAAAAUUGCAUUAGCCAGAUUGGCUCUAAAAUCCAUCAUAUUGGGACGUUGUAGUGGUAAAAUUUGAGAAUUAAUGUGGCUGCCGGUGCUACAAUCAGCUUUUUCAGUCAAAACUAUGACCACGUUAUUCUGACGGUUAGUGUUUAUUUACUAUAUUUUACUUGAAUUAUACAUUGUCUGGUGCAAGCCCAACUACAGAUAUCCCCUUGUGACAAUUUUCUUAAAAUGAUUAGGGCUACUCAUCUCCAUUUCUAGAAAACACACAGCCUUUAUCGUCCUCAUGCUAGGCUAGUUCAUGCUGAAGCAGAGGAUUAGGUCCUAUGAAAAUGUGAUGUCUAACAUUGGGGUGAGUGUUGUGGAAUAUGUUACUUUAGCAUUAGCUACAUAGCAUGAGGACAAGAAAGGCAGUUUAAUUCCGAACUAACAGUAUUAUGAUUUGCCGUCAGGCAUUGUGGGAUAAUUAAAAGUACAGUGACACCUUCCAUACCUGUUUGAUUCUUAGUGUUGACCGGUAUAGACAUGUCUAGAAGGGGAACAAAUAAUCCCUUCUACAUAUGGUUUCACCAAACAAUCUACUAUUCAAAUACACAAAUCUUGCUCAGAGGCUAAAAUAGUCUUAUCAACCACCUGAAUAACUUGACCAUAAAAAUAAAAAAAAUCCACGUGGGAAUAAAAAUGGUGGCCAUUUUAGAUUACAUUGAUCUAUUAGUCAACUAUUCAAGUAACUAACUAGUUAGGACUGUAGCCAUAGUCUGACAUAAACCUCAAAUAAAAAAGCAACUGAAGUUCAAUUGGAUACAGCGGUUGAAAUUUCAGCCUCAAUCAGAUUUGUAUGUUAAGGUCUCCGUUUACCAAGUUCGUUUGCUCGCACGGCUUUGCCGCGGACCUUUUGUUCAGUAGCUCUCAGGAACAGAAUAAUCCAUUUCUGUUAAAGUAUUUGGAAAGGACUAUAGUGCCAUUGUUUGUUCUCCUCUCGACAUGAGGACCUCCCUGCCCCCACCUUUUAAUGUGUCUCCCCUCCCUGCUCCACAACUCUUGCUAUUUGUUUAACCACUUAUUAACCCACUUGGCCACUGCUUUACCGAUUUGUCACUUCCAUGUCGACGCUAGAGUGCUUGCUCCGCGAGAACAUCCACCUCAUUCCCUUCUACUCCCACAUGCUGGCACCCAGAGGAACCUUAAAUACCCCCAACUGUCUCAACCUAAACAAGCACAAAUUGAAAUGUAUCAGCGCUGCACAGGAGCCAAUCUAAGGAAGUGACUUAAUGUAUAAGGGACAAUAACAGGAAGUGACAUUGGCUGAAUAUAAUUGAAACUGAUUAAUCAUAAGUCAAUUGCAAAUUAACAGUCUAAGAUUUCCUAGAGGCCCUAUUACAUUUUAUCAGUCACAAUGGUUGAUGGACAUUCAAUUUUAUUUCUAAACAGAGUAAGAUAUCAUUCUUGCAUGGGAUCCAAACGGAAUAUUUCAAAGUAUGCAAGACAAAUCAACGUCAAGAAAUCCAGGAACCAGAUUUAAACUGGUUUGAAAUAAACCAAUCUUUCUCAUCCAUUCACCAGAGAAGAAUCUGGUUGUUAGGCCUCUGCUUUACACAAGAUCAUGCUUUAACUGCUGGAAUGAACUAAGAUGUCUGUCCAAAUACCUUUUUUUCCCCCUUCCACUCCUGGUCUAAAUGUAACAUGCAUGUCUUGCAUGUUGGGUUUGCAUGCCGUCUCUGUUCAACUUCAAAAAAGCUCCAGAAUAUCAAUUGAUGCAGGUUUUGAAUGUUACAAAAAGAAAACUAACUUCUUGGUCAAAUGCUUAAUGUUUGUAGCACGGUCACCAACAUGAGGCAAUUGCCUACAUUACUUUGAUAUUUCAUACGGGGUAAAUCUGAUAUCCGACCAAUUUGCAUAUUAGUUUGACUCAUAACGCUGACUAUAUGCUCAUAAUGACCUUGAAUGCUGUACAUUGCUUAUUAAAUAAAUACUCAUCAAAAUCA
Messenger RNA from Oncorhynchus mykiss (rainbow trout), 3568 nucleotides. RefSeq names its product tumor protein p63 regulated 1-like (gene tprg1l). Lineage: Eukaryota; Metazoa; Chordata; Actinopteri; Salmoniformes; Salmonidae. Gene Ontology annotation, cellular component: cytoplasm. The record is from RefSeq and is a predicted model, not a curated record.